Molecule: messenger RNA, 3523 nt
Organism: Heteronotia binoei (common prickly gecko)
Lineage: Eukaryota; Metazoa; Chordata; Lepidosauria; Squamata; Gekkonidae
Product: isoaspartyl peptidase/L-asparaginase-like
Molecular function (GO): asparaginase activity
Source: RefSeq, a predicted model, not a curated record
CUCUGGCAACAUGAAGCCGGUUAUCGUCGUUCACGGAGGAGCCGGUCGCAUCUUUAAAGAACGGGAAGACGGAAGCCGUUCCGGUGUAAGGAAAGCGGCCCUGAGAGGUUACAGCGUCCUCAAACGGGGAGGGAGCGCAUUAGAUGCCGUUGAAGAAGCCGUAGCCAUAAUGGAAAAUGAUCCUCAUUUUAAUGCAGGUUGUGGCUCCGUGUUAAACGAGAAGGGCGAGGUGGAAAUGGAUGCCAUUAUAAUGGAUGGGAAAAAUCUAGCCUCGGGGGCAGUAUCCGCAGUGAAACGUGUAGCUAAUCCAAUAAAGCUUGCUCGGCUCGUCAUGGAAAAGACCGAUCACAUGCUGCUGACUGACCAGGGAGCUCUCGCCUUCGCCAGGGCCGUGGGAUUUCCUGAGGUUCCAGGAGAGAAACUCAUCACCGAAAGGUCCCUGACUAGGUGGAGGGAAAACCUUGAGGCCGAUUCGAACCCUCAAGAAUUCCAAAAAGACCUGGGAACCGUCGGAGCCAUUGCGAUCGACAGUGCCGGAAAUAUCGCUUGUGCCACGUCAACAGGGGGACUUACGAAUAAGCUGGUUGGCCGUGUUGGUGAUACAGCCUGCAUAGGAAGUGGGGGUUAUGCAGAUAAUCAUGUCGGUGCCACCUCGACCACGGGCCACGGAGAGAGCAUUAUGAAAGUGGUUCUAGCCAGGCUUGUCCUUUAUCACAUGGAACAAGGAAAGUCACCAGAAGCUGCUGCUGACAUUGCCUUAGAUUACAUGAAAACAAGAGUUGGGGGGUUGGGGGGCGUUAUUGUCCUCAGCCGGUCAGGAGACUGGGCCGCGAGGUUCUCCACCAAGGAGAUGGCCUGGGCCGCAGUCAAAGACGACCUACUGCAUUGCGGCAUUCAUCCUGGCGAGAGCGAUGAACAGUCUGCCGAAGAAGCCCUCAGCACCAUGGGAUCCUAAGCGAAAGAGAAGAAGGAGGCGCUACGGUUGGAUAGAGAUCAUACGCCUGCCUUGGGAAUCUCUUGUUCCCACCCUGAAAGGGUGGCCCCUUCCCCCACUUCAGAUGCAUUCAGUCCUGGCCACCUUUUGCGAUCAAGACAUAAAAUCCAGAAGAAAACGUAACUGAGUCUAGGAAGUUAAGAGAAUAGAAAGAGGCUGCAACAUUUACCUCAGAAUGAUAUGUCUCUGUUCUCCGGGGUCAAUAUCUUGAGGGCAGCUUUUCACCUUACAUCAGGGGACACCAACCCCUGGGCUGCGGACCAGUACCAGUCCAUGGCUUGUUGGCAACCGGGCCGUGGAGUGAGGCAGAGACCUUCACCUACUCCUUAUUUAAAGACCCCCAUGGUGGGGACAGGGAUGAGCUGUGGGCUUGGGGGGCAGCCUGGGGCAGCAAAAAAACCAGCACCCCCACCCCCACCGGUCUGUGGAAAAACUGUCUUCCACAAAACCGGCCCCUGGUGCCAAAAAGGCUGUGGCCCAAUGCCUUACGUGACUGUUGUGGGAAACUAGUGUUCACAGUAGAAAACAAAACAUUUUCAUAUUGAGUGUUAUGUCACUUUUUAAAAAAAUUCUAGUUGUAUGGUUCAGAUGCCCACCUGCGUUCUGACUGAAAGAUUUCCUACAGUUUAUCAUCUCUAUCCUGCCGCGGAACAAAUUGAAAGUAGCCGUUGAUUUGCGAUUUCGUUCCGGUCAUGCGUUGCUUUUACAGGACGGCAAGUGAACAAGCAGUAUGAAAACCUUGUAGUUAAUGGCCUCGAGGGUCAAAAUAGAAAUUAACAAACCUACUGUAUUGUAAAUUGUGUUCAUCUUGAGGGGCACAUCUUUAGACAGCAUGUCCUGAUUUAUUUUAAGGGAGAAGUGUGCACGACUGCAUUUCCACAUAUGUAAUGAAUGAAAUGAGAGACGCAACCUUGCCUAUUUUGGAGAUAAUAGCAAGAUGAACACCUGAUUAAUCACCACAAAAAGCUCUUAAGAUUUUUGUUUCCUUUAUGUGAACAAACUUAGAGGUGUAUAGCAGCUUCCUACUGAUUACUGUCGGAUAAAUAUUCAAGAACAGGAGAACUCAGACCUAGAAUAUAACUAGAAUAUCGAGCAAUUUGCUUGCAGAAUAUGUGAGGUGGUGAGGGAAUGCAUAUAAAUGCCAAGUUCUCUUACAGCGCAAUCCGAACAGCACUUAACUGGGAGUAAGCCCCAUUGAAUAGACCUGAGUAGAAUUCAGAGUAAGCUCGCUUAGGAUUGCUCUGUUAAUUAGAGAAACAUAGACGUUAUUAAUAUAUUUUAAAGUCUGCCCCUUAGCCUGUUCAAUAGUGUCAAAGGUUAUAUAAGCAAUGUCUUGUGUGUGUAUAAAUAAACAGCUGUUCUAACUUAUCCGGUUAUUAAUUUGAAAAAUAGGUUUAGAGUUCCGUACAGAAUUUCAAUGUGUUCCAUGGAAAUGCUUCUUUGGAUUUUCUUUUUAUUGUUUACAGAAGACAGCACAACAAAGGACACUUCUUGGCUUAAUUAUGUACUAGAUGUGGUGGCAAAACACAGAAAUAUGUGAAGAAAAACAAACACCUGCCUUUAUCCAGAUUGAUUUGGGUUCUUCUAGCACAAGUCCUAAAUACCAUUGAGGAUUGGGGCAAAACUGGAAGUCUGCCUUGCUGAUUUGCAAUGUUGGAAUCUACUGAUCAAAAAUAGUACAAUAGAAGACAGGCGUGGCUAACGGUAGCUCUCCAGAUGUUUUUGCCUACAACUCCCAUCAGCCCCAGCCAGCAUGGCAAAAAAACAUCUGGAGAGCUACCGUUGGCCACCCCUGCAAUAGAAAAUUACAAACGUAAAUGUCUAUUGGCAGGGUAUUUGUAUUUUAUUCCAGCUUUUCCGUUUCUUGUUUUCAUAUUAAUGCAAUUCGGUAACAUAGGUCACACUUAGAUAUUGCUUUGGUCCCAUUUCUUGUCUUUGAUCUGAGAAAUAACCAACGGUGUGCUGGUAUAUAAUAUGCUUUCUAUGAAAUAGCCCAAGUAAAGCCUUACACACUCAGAGUGUGUUUUAUGACAAUACUCAUGUAUACAUUAUUGCUCAAGUGUAUAACGAAUUACUUUGGCCACCAAAUGAGAAGGGAGCACUCACUAGAGAAGAUCCUGAUGCUGGGAAAGACAGAAGGCCAAAGAAGAAGGGGACAGCAAAAGAGGAGCUGGCUGGACAGCGUUACUGAUGUAACUAACAUGAAUUUGAGCAGACUUCGGAGGCUGGUGGAAGACGGGAGGGCCUGGCGUGACUUGGUCCAUGGGGUCGCAAAGAGUCGGACUCGACUGUACAACAACAACGUAAUGAACAAACCAGCUUUGUCAUUACCAACAUAUAGAUAUAGCUGUUACCCUUUGUAAUAUAACAAACAUAAAAACUAAUUUUAUACUUUUUAACGUUAUAUUUUUAAAAUCGAUUUAAUAUGUACAUCCUUGGCUGCUGUUAGCCGCCCUGAGUCCAUUCGCGGAGAGGGCAGGAUUUAAGUUCAAAGUAAGUAAAUAAAAAUAAAUAAAUACAUUUAAAGAA